UGUGAAUCAGUGUUUAAUUUUUUUGUAUUUUUUUUAUGUCAGUUAAUUGCUACGUAUCUUGGGCUGUCAUGGGUUUUCAAUAUUGUUGUGCCCCGGGUUGCAAAAGAUCAAGCAGGGAUAGAAGUGUGCGUUUCUUUUCUAUACCUUGCAUUCGUAAAAAUCAAGGGAAACUGGAAUCGGAUGUUGUGAAACGCAGAAGAGAAGUCUGGUUGAAAAGACUUCAUCUUGUUGGCAAAAAAAUUACGAAUAACAUUAGAGUUUGUAAUGCACAUUUUGUUCUAGGAAAACCUUUUUACUACACUGGAGAAACACACCCAGACUGGGCCCCAUCCCUGAAUCUUGAAAAAGUGUAUUUUAACGCUAAGUCAGCCAUGGAUAGAGAGUCAAGAAGAGUCAUUUUAAAUGUUCAAAGAGCAUUUCAAGAAAUGGUACAAGAACCCGAACAAGUGCCAAUUGAAAAUGUGCACCUUAAUGAGGAAGUGGUUAAUAUUUCAUUAACUGAAGGUCAUCAAGAACUUUUCCCUCAACUGUGUACUGAAGCUGAAUCUCAACAUUCUGUGUUGUUAUCUGAAACGAAGGAAAAAGACUCUUUUGAAAUGGAUAAAUUGAAAAUUGAACUCUCCACAGUGAAAGAAGAACUAGAAUUUUACAAAAUGAAGACCAACUCAUUGACUAACGAGUUACAAAAGUUGAAUAGUGAAUUCCAGUCCUCCAUUGAAAAAUCCAAAAAGUCUGACUUCUUUGAAAGAUGUCAGGGUAGUGAUUACUGGAUGAAAACUUACACCAGCCUGAAUACUUGCACGCUGUUUGAAAGCCUAUUCCGUGCUCUUGAGCCAGCAGUUGCCAAUUCCAUUCAUGCUCAAGAUCUAUCUUAUCGUGAACAGUUAUUUCUUACUUUGGUGAAGCUCACUCAUGAUAUGACAGAAGAUGACUUGGCCUUCCGGUUUAAAAUUUCACAAAGCACCGUAUCAAGAUAUUUUCAGAAAUGGAUAAAUAUUAUAGACCAACGACUUGGCCGGCGCAUGAUACAUUGGCCAAGCAGAGACACUUCGUUAUUGACGACGCCUAUAUGCUUUCACACGAAUUUCAGAAAUGCAGUAUGUGUUGUUGAUUGUUUUGAAGUGCAAACACAGAUUCCACACAUACCAUCACAGCAAUGUGCAACGUAUUCCUCUUACAAAAGUCGCAAUACUAUAAAAUAUUUCAUUGGAGCCACACCUCAAGGAAGCAUAUCCUUCAUUUCUUCCGGAUAUGUUGGACGGACUAGUGACAAGCACAUCGUACAAGAUAGUGAAUUUUUGAGCAAACUUAUUCCCGGAGAUGAAGUUCUCGCUGACAAAGGAUUUCGUAUUGCGGAAGACGUUGGAUUGUGUGGUGCAAAGUUAACAACUCCAGCUUUCGUAAAAAAAAAAUCACAGUUAACGUAUCGAGAAACGGAACAUUCAAGGAAAGUGGCUAAUGUUCGCAUUCAUAUUGAGAGAAUAAUUGGAUGUUUACGCAUGCGAUUUAGAAUGUUGGUGGGUCCAGUUAACAUUUCAUAUUUGCGUUGCCACGUUAAUAACGUUAGUUUCUAUGAUCAAAUAGUCCGUGUUUGUUGUGUGUUGGCUAACAUGAAUCCAAGCGUUGUACCGCCUGGUUAAAAAUAAAUUAAUUCGUCUUCGA
Molecule: messenger RNA, 1662 nt
Organism: Daphnia magna
Lineage: Eukaryota; Metazoa; Arthropoda; Branchiopoda; Diplostraca; Daphniidae
Exons: 4
Coding region: 36-1640 (534 amino acids)
Source: RefSeq, a predicted model, not a curated record